Messenger RNA from Pogona vitticeps (central bearded dragon), 3401 nucleotides. RefSeq names its product cell division cycle 34, ubiquitin conjugating enzyme (gene CDC34). NCBI's taxonomy places the organism in Eukaryota, Metazoa, Chordata, Lepidosauria, Squamata, Agamidae. The record is from RefSeq and is a predicted model, not a curated record.
CCUCCCAGGUCACCCCGCGCGCGGAGCUCGUUGGGCGCUCGGCUCUUCCUCCUCCAGCGAGCGGCGCUCCUUGGAGUCCCGCCUCCCUGCGCCCAACCCGUUGCCCCCGGCCGCUGCGCUCACGGGAGCCCCCGGCUUCUUUCGGGGCCUACCUCUUCCUGUCUCGGCGGCGAGCAUGGCGCGGCCGGCGGUGCCCAGUUCGCAGAAGGCGCUGCUGCUGGAGCUGAAGGGGCUGCAGGAGGAGCCCGUGGAGGGCUUCCGCGUCAGCCUAGUGGACGAGGGGGACCUCUACCACUGGGAGGUGGCCAUCUUCGGGCCCCCCAACACCCACUACGAGGGCGGCUACUUCAAGGCUCGCCUCCGGUUCCCCAUCGACUACCCAUACUCCCCGCCAGCCUUUCGGUUCCUGACCAAAAUGUGGCACCCCAACAUCUACGAGACGGGAGACGUUUGCAUCUCCAUCCUGCAUCCCCCGGUGGACGACCCACAGAGCGGGGAGCUGCCCUCGGAAAGGUGGAACCCAACCCAGAACGUCAGAACCAUCCUCCUUAGCGUGAUCUCGCUUCUCAACGAACCGAACACGUUCUCUCCCGCCAACGUGGACGCCUCCGUCAUGUACAGGAAGUGGAAAGAGAGCAGAGGGAAAGAUCGGGAAUACACAGAUAUUAUCCGGAAGCAAGUUUUGGGCACCAAGGCGGAUGCCGAGCGCGACGGCGUCAAGGUCCCCACAACCCUGGCGGAGUACUGCGUCAAAACCAAGACCCCGGUGCCGGACGAAGGCUCGGAUCUCUUCUACGACGACUACUACGAGGACGACGAGAUGGACGACGAAGUGGACAGCUGCUAUGGGGACAAGGACGAUUCGGGCAACGAGGAGUCUUGACAGGGGGGGUGGCCCCCUGCCCGUCUCCCCUCUCCUCCCCUUUGCCCCCCUCCAGCGCCUUCCUUCCACUGCUGCUUUCCCGCUACGGUUCCCGAAAGGAGCAAUAAACUGCCUUGACCCUUCUACUUGAAACCCACGAUGCGUCCGGCUGAGACUUUGGAUCCUGCCCUUGCUCCUUCACACACACACAGACACACACACAGACACACCCCGCCCCGUUUUGGCCCAGAGACAAAAAAGAAAAGAAAAAAAAGGAAAACAAAAAGAAAAGAAAAAACUCUACCUCAAGAGGGAGACUCCGCAGGCAGGGAGGGGGGAUGGUGGUUAGAGGGCUUUUUUAAUAUAUAUCUAUAUAAAAAGGGAGGGGGGACGAAACACGUCGUGUCGCUUUGGUUCGGGUUUUUAAAAAAAUGAAUCAACAUAGGGCACGGGGGAGGGAGCAAUAGCACUUCAGAGAAGCCCAUCCCGAGCUGCGGGGAGGAAUCUGACCCCUUGCACCUGCACGGCAGGCUGCAAACACAACACCAGUUGUGGGAUUUUUCGAGUGUCAAGCUUUGGUCCGUCCCCCUCCCCCCGGGUCUACUUUUUCCUUUCUUUUCGAAUUGCUGAGACCAUGGAGAAUUCUGAGCAAGACUGGCCUGUAAACAGCUAAGAUGCUUGGAUGCAUCAGCUGUCUUUCUAGCUAAGAAGUUGUCCCUUUUAACACAACCUGGUGAAUUGGGACUCGGGGGUGGGGGUGGGGGUUGUUCCUUGAUCUUUGUUUUUUGUGCUGCAGUUUCCUUUGCAGCCAUUAGGGGGCGCCCUUGCUCUCCUGGACACCCUCCUGACCAUUCUGGUCGCCUGUUCUUAGUUUAGAGGGUCUGUUUCAGGGUGGAUUGGAUUGAAAUCAAACGGCUGUAAAUCAAACAAUCUGAACUUUUUUUUUUGACGAUUUAAAUUUUAAAAAUCAGUUUUUUAAAAUUUAAAUCAUUAAAACAAUUUGUUUUUGUUUUUUUUAAUCAUUGAUUUAUGUCCACUCUGGUAUGUUUGCACCCUGGUUACGUGUGUGUGGGAUUUUUGUUAGGAGUGGUGGAAAUCCGCCAGCAUAAGAUAAUGAUUUUUCUCAUAGAUCUGUAGAGAAAAGUUGGGCGGGAGGGCUUGUUAUUAUUAUUUUUUCUGUCACCAGGAUUUUUUGUUUCCUCUGUUCAGUUUUGCUUUGUGGUUUUGUUUUGUGUUUUUUGAGGGGUGUUUUUCUCCCCCCCCUUGUGUUUUUUGCUCCCCCAGUUUUGAAACUAUUUAAUAAAAGGACUUUGAAUGGACUUGCUGGAUGAGUAGCGGCGUUGAAUGUUUGCAAAAAGACCACUGGGUCAGGCUGGUUCCUGGCGUUGACUCCUCUGGCAUGCUGCUGGAUUCCCAGAAUCCGUGGCCAGUAUGGCUUCUGAUCGGGGUAUGGUGGGAACUGUAGGCCACCAAGCAUUCGGGGACUCAAUGGGUGGAGCCACUAGAGUGGAACGGAACAUUGUCUGUGAACACCAGAGAUGAUGAUGUUGCCUGUUCAGCUUCUAAAUAAGCUCAGGGCAGACAAAAACCUCUUUUCUACGACUAGAAGGAUCACGGAGAGUUGUUUAGAGACUAAUGCUGGAUCAAAGUGGUCUCGCAGCCGAAGUCUUGCUGAUGAAAAUUGGUCCUGGCUCUCUUCCAACUGCUGUUCUGUCAGGUUACUUCCAACCUUGUGAAGGAGGGCUCUCCAAAAUGUCCCGUCCUCCACAGCCCUGCUCAGCUCUGGCAAAAUCAAAAGUUGUGGUUCCUUUAGGGAGACAAUCCCUCUCACAUGGAGGUCUUCCUCUUUUCCUGCUGCCUUCCACUCUUCCAAGUGCGGUCUUCUCCAGACAAUAUGGUGCAACCCAUUUGAAGAGGAAGAGAAUGGGUACGGCUGACCUUUCUGGAUCUAUUUAUGUCCCCUAGGACGUGGGCGUUGUGAGCACAUGUUGGGAGUUGCCUGUCGUUCCUAGUAAGGUGCUGCCUCAUGUCUGUGUGUUUGUCUUUGCUUGACCACACAGGAGAAGAGUUAGUUGGCUUGAGAGAACUGCAGAAGCAAAACUGAUGGAAAGAAGGGCCGGGUUACCUCUGAGCAUACAUAGAGCUCUUUCUGUGAAAGAAAAGGAAGAAAGAACCACUCUGAGUUACUUAAGUACUCCUGAGCAUGCAUGUAUUGUGUUUUUCUCCACUCCUGGGAAUUGUGUGGCUGCUUCAGACAGGCCUGGUCUUGACUUUGAUGCGAACCUCUGAGGUAACAAGUUCCAAGGCCCAUACUUAUCUGUCGUUAGUUACUUUUUGGCAAAAUGUGUGUAAUUUAAGUUACAUUUGAAAAACUAUGCAACAAACAAUUCAGGUAGUUUAGCUGAUGUAAUGAGGAACAUUUGUAGUUACUUUCAAAGGGUAAUUUUAGAGGGCAAUCUUAGGAUGAUCCCUAGAGGUGUUUUUAAACUUCUGUGCCUUUCUCUUAUUCUUUGUAAUAAAAAAAAAACCUUUAAAGUUA